UAUGAAGUGUUUGUUGGUUUUUGAUUUUGACCAUACAAUCAUAGAUGAAAAUAGUGAUACCUGGAUUGUGAAAUGCGCUCCUGAGAAAAAACUCCCUAAUGGAUUAAGAAACUCCUACCAACCAGGACACUGGACAGAAUAUAUGGGCAGAGUCUUUGUCUACUUGGGAGACAAUGGUGUCAAAGAAGAGGAGAUGAAAAGAACUAUGACAACAAUUCCUUUCACUGCGGGCAUGAUAGAUCUUCUGGGGUUUAUUGGCGAGAACAAAGAGCUGUUUGACUGCAUAAUUGUUUCAGAUUCUAAUACAAUGUUUAUUGACUGGAUUUUGAAAGCUGCUGCCAUCCAUAGGGUAUUUGAUGAAGUGUUUACAAACCCUGCAGCAUUCAGCAGCACUGGCUAUCUUACCGUACAGAACUUCCAUGCUCACCAUUGUGCAAAGUGCCCUAAAAACCUUUGCAAAAGGAAGGUUUUAAAAGAAUUUCUAGAUAAACAGUUGGAGCAAGGCGUAAGUUAUACACGAAUUGUAUAUAUAGGUGAUGGUGGGAAUGACUUAUGUCCAGUGAUGUAUUUGAAGAAGGAUGAUAUUGCAAUGCCCAGGCAGGGGUAUACCUUGGAGAAAAAGAUUUCCCAACUUGCCCGAGAUCUCAGUCCUGUGGAGUGCUCUGUUCUGGUUUGGUCAUCUGCUACUGACAUUCUGUAUUACCUGAAACUGCUUAUAAAGGAAUGA
Molecule: messenger RNA, 727 nt
Organism: Merops nubicus (carmine bee-eater)
Lineage: Eukaryota; Metazoa; Chordata; Aves; Coraciiformes; Meropidae
Gene: PHOSPHO2
Product: phosphatase, orphan 2
Exons: 1
Coding region: 2-727 (241 amino acids)
Molecular function (GO): phosphatase activity
Source: RefSeq, a predicted model, not a curated record